AGCUAGCAAAGCAGCCUGGACAGCAGUCCCUAGAUUCGGGAUUGAAGACUGGUCAUCAGCUCUUCAGCUCCACGAAAAGGUGCAACAGCGAGGAAUUUCAAUGUACAAAUGCACAAAUAUGUGCCAUGUAAGCCAAGAGCAGAGUACCUAAUUGUAAGCUGAAAGGGAAAUGUGGAUUUCUUUGUUUGCGAGAUGAGGCUGGGAACCCUGCUGAUUGCUGUACCCAUUCUUAGGGGGCCUGGUUGCCAAAUGCCCACGUGACCACAUCCCAACAGCCCAUGACAUUUGAUUUGGGGCAAGCGCACACACCGAUCUGCUUCUCGGCAUUGUGCGACACGUUGUGGGGGUAAAUCAAAUAGUGCUGAAGAAGGGACCUGAGCUUUGCACUAGAACCCGUGGAUUGGACACCAGGGGGGCCUGGGAAGUUUUUGAGACGUGCUAAAACAAGGUUCAAUGCUACAAUAAAACAGCACACUCGCCAACUGCCUACACCAACUUCGUUUCCAAUGUAGAACUGCGGCGGAAGGGCGGUGAGGCCUGCCCUCUCUUCUAGCUCGUAGGUACUUUUACAGCAAUCAUUGGCCAGCUUGUAGUAAGAUUCAAGAACAGCGAUCAAGUGAAACUGUGGGGAUAAUCUGACUAGUUGCUUGCUGGAAAGUGCGUCAAGCUGCAAGGAUCAUAUUGCAAGACGCUUCCAAGAGUGUUCCGAAGUUGUUCUGAAACGCUGACGGGAAGGAGACGCAGGCCGCUGCGGCGAGCACGCAGCUACAAAAAUGGAGCACGCAAAUCCUUCGCAACAAAUGGUGGAAAAGUAGAUAUAAUUUCUGAAAACAAAUAAGAGAAAAGAUGGACCCUGCGACGAACGUCACGGCGCUCGCUCUGCGGGUGGCCACACUCGAGGUGGGACUGCAGGAGCUGGCCGCAACGAGCACGCUCCGGACGCUGGUCGCCGGACACCUCUGGACGCUGCAAGCGGGCAUCUUUGUCUUCCUCAUGCAGGUCGGAUUUGCGCUCGUCGAAGCGGGGACGGUGCGCACGAAGAACACCCGCAACAUCAUGAUAAAAAACAUUCUUGACGCCUGCAUCUCCGCGGUCGCGUUCUGGUCGUUUGGAUACGCGCUUGCGUACGGGACCGGAAACAAAGUCCUGGGUUGGCGGCACCCGGAUGGCUCUUCGUCCGCCGCGUUCUUCAACGAGCGCGACAAGGUGCGGUGGUUCUACAAGUGGACGUACGCCGCAACGACGGCGACGAUCGUGAACGGAGCGGUGGCGGAGCGAACCAAGUUCCCGGCUUACCUUGUAUAUAGUUUUCUUCUGAGCGGCUUCAUCUACCCGGUGGUCGUCCAUCUGAUGUGGUCUGCUGAUGGGCUGCUGAGCCCUUAUACGUACCAUAAGAUAUUGGGCGGGGACGGGUAUAUCGACCUGGCGGGGGCGACCAUUGUGCACGUGACAGGGGGGUUAACGAGCUUUUUGGGCGCUUGGAUGGUUGGCCCCCGCAUCGGUCGCUUCGACAUCGACGGCAAGCCGAUCGAGUUCAAGCACCACUCGAUCGCCUUCAUUGCAACCGGGACUUUGAUUCUUUGGGUCGGCUUCUACGGGUUCAACGGCGGGAGUGUGUACAUAUCCGACGACCUCCAGUUAUGGCUCGACACGAUCGCGCGCAUCAUGAUGAACGCGACGGUCUCGGCGGCGUUCUCGGGGCUCACUGUCUUUGCGGUGUCGCUCAUGGCGUCAAGGGCGGUGCAGCCGUCGGACACGUUCAAUGGCGUGAUUGGGGGCCUUGUGGCGGCGUCUGCAACAGCGAGCGUAACCCAGACGUGGGCCGCGUGCAUCGUGGGCUUCCUCUCGGGCCUCGCCUACUUCGGCGGCAGCCGCCUCUUCCUGUGGCUGCACAUCGACGAUCCCGUAAACGCCGCGGCGGUCCACUUGUGCUGCGGCUGCGUGGGGGGCCUCGCGGUGGGUCUCUUUGCGACAAACGACGGGAUCCGCGCAGCAUAUGGGAUUCCGCAGCCGCGCGCGCAGGGGCUGGUGUACGGGGGGGACUUCACGCUGCUGGGAACGCAGGUGGUGGGUUUGUUGCUCAUCAUCGGUUGGGUGGGCGCGACCGCGUUCUGCAUGUUCUUCAUCCUUCUCGUCACGGGGAACCUCCGUAGCAGCCGGCAGGCAGAGGAGGUUGGUCUCGAUGUUGCGUAUCACGGGGGCACCUCCGACGAGCUCCCCGCGCAAGAGCAGGGCGUCUUUGUGGGCGCCAUCAACAAGACGAUCCGGCGGCGGCUCAGCUCGAGUGGGUUCGGGUCGUGCCGGAAGAACGUGCAGUGGUGGCGCAGCCGCUCGUUCUUGGGCCUCCCGGGGUUCCAAAAGAACCUGAAGCGGACCCCCCUGGGGCAGUACGCGCUGUCGACGUACGAGGCCAACUACUUGAUGGAGGACACGUGGCAUAUGGAUUCCCUCCCCAACCUGAUGUACAUGGGCGUUUUCGACGGGCACGGCGGCACAGAGGCCGCCACCUUUGCGAAGGAGCGACUGCACGAGCAUCUCCAAGAUUCGGUCGCACAGAACGGUCUCUCAGAAGACUCAAUCGCCGAGGCGUUCCUGAACGCGGACGCCGAGUUCACGGACCUCAUCCGGACGGCGUUCGUCCGGUCGCCGCACCUCGCGACGGUCGGGAGCUGCGCGCUCGUGGCGGUGCUGACGUCACAGGCCACGUUGUACGUCGCCGGGCUCGGGGACUGCCGCGCGGUGCUCGGGACCGGGAGCAACGGUCGCCUAAAAGCGGUUCAGUUGUCGGAGGAGCACAACGUGAACAUCGCGAGCCACCGCAAAGCGUACCUGGAGGGGCAUCCGGAGGGGGAAGCCGCCGUGGCGUGCAAGAACGGCAUGUACCGGGUCAAGGGCAAGCUGCAGGUAACCCGGUCGUUCGGCGACUGCUACAUGAAGCUCCUGGAGUUCAACUCCGCCCCCCUCUUCCCGCGCUUCCGCUGCCCGGCGCCAUACCACCCGCCGUACGUCACUGCGCGUCCGUCCGUCACUGUCCGGCAACUGCAGCCGUCCGAUCGUUUCCUGAUCCUAGCAUCGGACGGCCUGUGGAACUACUUGGGAAGCCAGGACGCCGUUGAUAUUGUACAGAAGAACGUCCGGGGGGACGUCGCUCGGUUGCUCGUCCGGACAGCGCUUCAGCGGGCAGCCCAGAAGCACGAGAUCACCUUCGAGGAGUUGAUGCAGCUUCCCAGGGGGAUGAGGCGGGACUACCAUGACGACAUGACGGUUGUGGUGUUCUUCUUCAAGCAACCGAAACCGUCCGACUCGGCCCGGGCGAUCGACUGGGAGGGAAGCUUUCACCGGCGGAUAUCGAGUGCGUCUAGCCGGCAAGGCGACGAUUCUAGGGACGUUGAGAUGGGGGAGGUUAAGGAAGAAGAGAACGACGGACGUCCCGACUUCCGGAACUUGCCGACCCUAAAAGUCACAAGAAGGGGGCCAAUUCACACAGGGUCCUCCAAUGAUAUUCUAUCUAUGCCGACGUAUGAGGGGAGGUCCUUCCGGAUGAGUGGGUCUCUACUGGACAAUGUGCAUUCUCCAACGUGACCCGCGUUGAACCUUGCGUAGUAACGGAGUUAAGGACUUGGGGAUGUCAGUCUGCGUCAUAUGGAAGGGUCAGGACAGUUGGGCGCGCGGGUAGGGCGUCAUUGUACAUUACAAAAUAUAAGAUGGUUGUAGCAAUUGGGAUUGAGGUGAUUAAAAAGUCAAUCACUUUCAAUGCCCGUUAUUGUUGAAGUAAUCUUCCGGGUCUAGAUGUUGACCGAUCGGCCCCACUUGUGCGUCUGAAAGUCGUGAUUGCACGAGAUUUUGUGCGUCGGAUACCAUCGAUAAAUGAGCUAGCCGCCCAACGAAGCAUAUCGCCUGUUCAUC
Klebsormidium nitens is the source of this 3906-nucleotide messenger RNA. Lineage: Eukaryota; Viridiplantae; Streptophyta; Klebsormidiophyceae; Klebsormidiales; Klebsormidiaceae. The record is from the annotation of a GenBank genome assembly.